CUUUCCUUUUGCAUGAUACCAUUCAUUCCUUUCGCGAGUUGACUCUUUGAGGAUCAUCCGACAAAUUGUUGAUAGACAAGUUACUUGCACACAAGUCACGAAUCGCCAAUAUGUCGGAAGGAGAAGAGCCCACUUCCCCCGUCGAAGAAGUCGCCGCGGCCGAUGAGGUCGAAGUCUCUGGCGAUGCCGGCGCCUCCGGUUCCAUGUCCGUCCUUGACGCUCUGAAAGGCGUUCUCAAACUCGCCCUCAUCCACGACGGCCUCGCCCGCGGCCUGCGCGAAGCCUCCAAGGCCCUCGACCGCCGCCAGGCACACAUGUGCGUCCUCAACGAGGCCUGCGAGGAGGAAGCCUACAAGAAGCUCGUCGUCGCCCUGUGCUCGGAGCACAAGAUCCCGCUGAUCAAGGUCCCCGACGGCAAAAUGCUCGGCGAGUGGGCGGGCCUGUGCGUCCUGGAUCGCGAGGGCAACGCCCGCAAGGUGGUCAACUGCAGCUGCGUCGUGGUUAGGGACUGGGGCGAGGAGAGCCAGGAGCGCAACGUCUUGUUGAACUACUUCCAGACCGAGCAGUAGACGAGCACGGAGAGACUGCUGUCACCGCUACCGCCACCGCUGCUGCUGCUGCUGCUUGUCUACUCUUUCUAUCAAUUUUUACCUUGCCGCUCGCUGGGAUAGGGUUGGUGGGAGGCGGACAUGGACAUGGACAUGGCCGGGGAGACGGAGACGGAGACGGAGACGCAGGCGGAGGAGACUAUGCGGUGGCUGUGUGCGCUGCGUACGGGACGAGAUGGCUGGUCGGAAGAAUUCAAAUACCCUCACACUACCUUUGCUCUACUUUUCUCUACUGUACCUUGCUAUGCUCUGCUAUGCUCCGCUUUGCUUCGCAUGGCAAGGCAUGGCAUGGCAUGGCACAACGCGCAAGGAAGGGACGGAAUCCUGGAAAGAGCAAACCCCAAAAGAAAAGAACAAAGUCACACGGGCAAAUGGAAAAAACAACUACCCAACAAAACCAAACACACAAACCUUCAAAGGAUCUUUUUCUCCCUUCUUGAGGGGAAGAAAGAAAACUCUUCCCCCCCC
Cladophialophora immunda is the source of this 1076-nucleotide messenger RNA. RefSeq names its product 40S ribosomal protein S12. The record is from RefSeq and is a predicted model, not a curated record. The transcript has 3 exons. Gene Ontology annotation, biological process: translation. Gene Ontology annotation, cellular component: cytosolic small ribosomal subunit; ribosome. Bases 111 to 569 code for a protein of 152 amino acids. Lineage: Eukaryota; Fungi; Ascomycota; Eurotiomycetes; Chaetothyriales; Herpotrichiellaceae. Gene Ontology annotation, molecular function: structural constituent of ribosome.